Argiope bruennichi is the source of this 2883-nucleotide messenger RNA. RefSeq lists its product as uncharacterized. Lineage: Eukaryota; Metazoa; Arthropoda; Arachnida; Araneae; Araneidae. The record is from RefSeq and is a predicted model, not a curated record. The coding region runs from base 240 to 2297 and encodes 685 amino acids. The transcript has 12 exons.
UGCUCAGUUGCCGACGGGUCUGCCGGUAAGACGGUCGGGUGGACGAAAUUAUCCUGACGGCAGUAACGUAACUGUAUCCUUCAUUUCCAAGUGGGAAUCUGUUUAGAAGUCCUCGAGUUCCAAAGAGAGUGUUUUUGGUGUAAAAUGCUGGAAUUCUUCUGAAUUUUAUUUUUGCGUGAAAGGAACAUAUUGUUUUUAUUUAAUAUUUUUUUUAUCUUCUUUUUGCGGAUUUGUCAACAAUGAAUGUUCCUUGUCCCAUGAGGAUACUUUUACUGUGUUUGAUAUCAUUAAUUCUACUUCCGGCUGUUCUUUCAAUUGACUGUACGAAGCCCACAUUUGUCCGAAGACUGUUCGUCCGGUUUCGGCCGGAUUCGCUCCCUUCCGUCAACGUGAUUCUCGUGCACGAGAGUCCCCCUUCGGACUGCUACGAAAGAUGCGUGAGCGAUAGAAAUUGCUCGGCCUACUUCGUGAACUAUCCGAAUAGUUCCUGUCUGCUGAUUCAGGAUUUCGGCAGAGAUCUUCAAGAGGCAGAGCUUGUCCGAGACGAGGACAGUAGCUAUCACAGAAAAGUGUGUUUGCCAAAUUCACAUUGUGAUCAUGAAUGGGCUUUCGACGAAGUCCAGGGCGUCCAGCUCUUCCACUAUCUGGACAAAACUGUGAAGGGGGUCAACUCCAGCGACUCUUGCAUGCUUUUGUGCCUGGCCGAAUCUACAUUCGUCUGUCGCUCGGCCAGGUACGACAGCUCCAAGUCCGAAUGCAUCCUGAGUCGACACGAUCGUCGAACAGCAUCCGAAGUUUUCCGACAAUCCCCGGAUCCGGAUUCGGUUCUAUAUCUAGAAAGGCAGUGUGUCGAAGAGCCACAGGGAUGCCAGUUCCGGAGUCGACAGUCGAGAGCUAUCAUGCGGCGGCAUCGGCACGUCCAGGUGAUAGGCAACAUCACCUCGCGUGAAGCUUGUGAGCUGGCUUGUCUGGAAUCUGUCCCUUUCCCCUGCCGCUCCUACCAGUUCGGUGGGCAAUCUCCCACCUGCCUUCUCAGUCCUGAGGACUCCAACUCUGAGCUGGGGACUCUGGAACCGACUAUGAAAACUCCCAAUGACGUCAUCGAUGACGAGGACGAUGGAACGUAUUUCGAAAAGGAAUCCUGUAUUGAUGUGGACAUUCAGUGUGGUCCGACGGCGAUGGACGUGAUCGUCCGUGUAUCCACCCCCUUCCGAGGCCGUGUAUAUGCCGCCGGUCAUCCCUACGAGUGCUACUCGGUGUCUGUCUCGGAGUCUGGGCGUGUCACCCUCUCCAUGCCCCUGCACGGGCGCCACUGCGGAACGCGGAAUCUGGGCAACGGAACUUUCGUCAACAGUGUCGUGGUGCAACACCACGCGUUUGUUUUGAGAACCUCGGACCGGAGAAUCGACGUCGCCUGCGACUACGAAGAGAUGAAGCUGAAAGUGAGAGGGGCCAAGAGUGUGAAGCAUGGGGAAAUGAAACCUUUGGCUCACACUGUAACGGCAGUGGCGCCUACCCCUCCUAUUCGCUUACGUGUCGUCAAUGCCACUGACCAAGAUGUUACCGGUGUGGAAUUGGGUGACCCGUUGUUCCUAAAAGUGGAGCUGGCAGAUGAAAGUGUUUAUGGCAUUUUUGGCAGCGAUCUUGUCGCUAAAGGUAGCAGCGGAACAGAAACCGUUCUUCUAAUUGACGAAAAUGGGUGCCCCGUGGAGCCGAGCGUAGUGCAAGCUCUGGACAGGCUACCAGGCUCCAAGUCCCUGAUGGCGCCUUUCCAAGCCUUCAAAUUUGCUUCGGAUGCAGCAGUCCAGUUCCAGAUGACCGUCUCCUACUGCCUCGACAAUUGUCCGCCGGCCGAAUGUGACGUUCCCCGGUCCACUCACACCAAGUCCUUCGGCAAGAAGAAACGCCGCAGGAGGUCCACGUCCCAAUUCACUGACCUGCUGCCCGGAGACGUCAUCAGUGACGUCACCAUGGAGAGUCCCAUGUUCCUCGUGACCAACCUCAAGCCCACGCUCGACACGGAGCAGCCCAGCCGAUGGGAACAUCAACUUCACUCCAAAGACCACUCCGAGGGACACAUCCACGUGAAAGCCCAUAGCCAAGGUCUGUGCAUCAGCCUCACGACCCUGUACAUUAUCGGCGCCAUCAUCGGGGCCGUGCAAGUAAUAAUCGUCUGCGUGUGUGCCUCGCUAUUCUUCUGCAGAACCGAACACGACAUUCGAACGAAAACUGGCACUUCCACCAAAAGCUGGCCGUCUGUCUCCAGCAGACGAAAACUCGUCUGUAGUCACUCUUAACAACUUAAUAGUUGGGCACCUUCUCCCCCCCCCCUUCCACCCCCCUCCCAGGGGUGAAGAGGAAAAUUUGACUCGAAAGUCGUUAGCUCAAAAAUGUAUGUUUUGUUACUAUUUUUUGUGCGUGUAUUUGUUCGUAAUGUCAUUUCGGAAACUUUCUUACUGUACUAAUUUUUUUUUUUUCUUUCCUCUUAUAAAAUGAUUUUCGAUGACGAUAUGAAACAGUUCAAAUAACAUACCGUUAGAUACAGUUACAGUUUAAAUUCUUUUCCUUCUCUUUUUUUAUGAUAUGUGAUUACGUUUUAACAUUUUAUUUUUUAUUCUUUAUAAAAUUGUUUGGAAAUGUGCCUAGAGCGAUCAUACUCCAAUACACAAGAAUUUGAGUCUGAUUUCUCUAUUAUAUAUUAUAUUUCUAUUUUAUCAUUUUACUGCUUUCGAUUUUAAUCAAAAUAUUAUUCAUUUCUGGUCUAUUUUAACUAAAUUGCAACAACACUAAAUUCUUUCAAUUGAAUGUUAACCCUUUGCUCUCGGAAAAGUAAUUGGAUGCUUUAUUAUUCACUUCAUACAAAGAUUAAUUUAUUGCUCUGAA